GCAACGCUAUUUUAUUGGGCUGUUAUAGCUCGCAUAACACGUCAGUGUUUAGGUUUUUAAGCAGCAAGUUCUACCAAAAUUGAAGCAAACGUAUCUGCUAAAGUGCAAUAGCGAGUCGGUUACCGAUCGAAAUGGACACAAAGCAACAAAUUGCGUAGUACUAUUUAUGCGUAUAUUAAACAAAGAAACUACCAAGCUUAUAUUUUUUUGCUCCCAAAAACGGAUAAAACUAUACAGCAAGACCGACAACAACAUACAAUAGCAUCUAGUAAGCGGGUGCAACGGUACAGAUUAGCAGCUGUGAUAUACAGAAAAUCGGAAGAAGAAGAAGUUGACAGUGGCUGCCACGCUAUAACGUGUGACGUGUGUAUCGCAUUUAAAUUGAAGAAUUGGCCUAUACUCUCAAUAACAACUGGUUAAGACACCUACAUAUACGCCCACUCACACAUACACAGCAUAAUGGCUUUGCCAUUGAGCGAUCUGCUGCUGCUUGGCAGCGGUGAAAAGAAAUUGGCUGCAUGUGUCCUGCUGCUGCUGCUGGAGCUCUUCAUGGAAGGCGCAGAUGCGGCAGCGCCAAGUCAGGCGGACAUCGACAAUCAUUUAGAGCUGGGCAAAGAUUUUCUGGCACGCGGUCAGCUAUCGGAUGCUUUGACGCAUUACCAUGCAGCUGUGGAGGGCGAUCCCAACAAUUAUUUGACACUCUUCAAGCGUGGCACUGUUUACCUUGCCUUGGGCAAGACACGCUUUGCCAUUCAGGACUUCAGUCGAGUGUUGGAGCUUAAGCCCGACUUUACAGCAGCGCGUAGUCAGCGUGGCAUUGUGCACAUGAAGAGCGGCGACUACGAGCAUGCACUACAGGACUUUGAGCUUGUGCUUCGGGAAGAGCCACAAAAUGGUCUCGUGCACGAGCACUAUUCAAGACUGCGUCCGGCCAAGGAGCAGUGGGAGCUAGUGCAGCAUCUGCUAAGCAAUAAUGAUGAGCAGAACGCCAUAGGCAUGAUAACACAGUUGCUGGAGAUCUCACCAUGGUCAGUGGCAUUUAGGCAGGCGCGUUCUGAUGCCUAUCUAAAGACAAAUGAUCCGCUCUCGGCCAUUGCGGAUUUGCGGCAGGUCAAUCGAUUGUCACAAGACAGUACAGAGGGGCAUUACAAUAUAGCACAGCUGCUAUAUAAUAUUGGACAUGCUACCAAUGCGCUGAAGGAAAUUCGCGAAUGCCUUAAAUUCGAUCCCGAGCACAAGCUCUGCUUUCCAUUCUACAAGAAACUGCGCAAAGUAGAGAAGCAGCUGGUGACAGCAGAAACGGCACGAGAGGAAAAACAGGCACCCGAAUGCAUAGUUGCAGGCGAAGCGGUUCUCAAACACGAGCCCGAGGAGCUGAUGAUACGAUAUGAGGCGCACAAGCUGCUCUGCUCUUGUUAUACGACAGACGAACAGUACGGCAAAGCGUUGUCGCACUGCAAACAUGCGUUAGACAUUAUGAAAGAUUCACAAGUGUAUUGCGAUCGUGCAGAAGCGCUGCUGGGCAGCGAGAUGUAUGAUGAUGCCAUACACGACUAUCAGUCGGCAUUGGAAAUUGAUGAGAAUAAUUCACGGGCUAAGGAGGGCAUCCAGAAGGCCAAAAAACUGCAAAAACAGGCGGAACGUCGAGAUUAUUACAAAAUCCUUGGCGUGAAACGCAAUGCCAACAAACAAGAGAUAGUAAAAGCUUAUCGCAAGGCGGCACAGAAGUGGCAUCCGGACAAUUUCAAGGAUGAGGAGAAAAAGCUGGCAGAGAAAAAGUUCAUUGAUAUUGCAGCGGCCAAGGAAGUGCUUACCGAUCCAGAGAAGCGACGGCAGUUUGACAAUGGCGAAGAUCCCCUGGAUCCGGAGAGUAAUCAGCAUGGGUUCCGUGGCGCUGAUCCAUUUGCACACUUCCAGCAUGGUUCGCCGUUCCAAUUUAAGUUCCAUUUCAAUUAAAUGGAGCUGAAAAAGAGCCAUUGUUGAGCCAGGGAUUAUUUGUGUUUUGUUUUUCCUUCCCCAUUAAAUGCAGUCACGUUGAUAUCCUUCAUAUCGCUCCAUUCGUCCCCAAUCCGCCUACAUCCACGAAUAACAAUUACUGCAUUUUCGUUUUUGCCUGCGCCCUCUUUAAGCUUUACGAUUUUACACUUGUUUGUGUUGCAACUCUUAAAUAGCCUGUAAAUAUUAGCCUAAAGACUAAAUCCGAUAACUGAAACACACAAGAACACAAAACAUACUGAAGAAAAAAACAUUUAAAUAUA
This is a messenger RNA of Drosophila hydei, 2258 nucleotides long. RefSeq names its product dnaJ homolog subfamily C member 3 (gene P58IPK). Gene Ontology annotation, biological process: protein folding in endoplasmic reticulum. Gene Ontology annotation, molecular function: protein-folding chaperone binding; misfolded protein binding. Gene Ontology annotation, cellular component: endoplasmic reticulum. The coding region runs from base 460 to 1956 and encodes 498 amino acids. Lineage: Eukaryota; Metazoa; Arthropoda; Insecta; Diptera; Drosophilidae. The record is from RefSeq and is a predicted model, not a curated record. The transcript has 3 exons.